GGAGAAGAGGACAAAGAUACUCAGAGAGAAAAAGUAAAGGAACGAAGAAGGAGACUGGAGAGACCAGGGUCCUUCCAGCUGACCAUAGCCGCAAAGCAGACUAGCCAGCCAGCUACAGUUGGAGUCAGAGUCCCAAAGACAUGGGUUUGUUAGAGUGCUGUGCAAGAUGUCUUGUAGGGGCGCCCUUUGCCUCCCUGGUGGCCACUGGAUUGUGUUUCUUUGGGGUGGCACUGUUCUGUGGCUGUGGACAUGAAGCCCUCACUGGUACAGAAAAACUAAUUGAGACCUAUUUCUCCAAAAACUACCAGGACUAUGAGUAUCUCAUCAAUGUGAUCCAUGCCUUCCAGUAUGUCAUCUAUGGAACUGCCUCUUUCUUCUUCCUUUAUGGGGCCCUCCUGCUGGCUGAGGGCUUCUACACCACGGGUGCAGUCAGGCAGAUCUUUGGCGACUACAAGACCACCAUCUGCGGCAAGGGCCUGAGCGCAACGUUUGUGGGCAUUACCUAUGCCCUGACCGUUGUGUGGCUCCUGGUGUUUGCCUGUUCUGCUGUGCCUGUGUACAUUUACUUCAACACCUGGACCACCUGCCAGUCUAUUGCCUCCCCCAGCAAGACCUCUGCCAGUAUAGGCAGCCUCUGUGCUGAUGCCAGAAUGUAUGGUGUUCUCCCAUGGAAUGCUUUCCCUGGCAAGGUGUGUGGCUCUAACCUUCUGUCCAUCUGCAAAACAGCUGAGUUCCAAAUGACCUUCCACCUGUUUAUUGCUGCGUUUGUGGGGGCUGCAGCCACACUGGUUUCGCUGCUUACCUUCAUGAUUGCUGCCACUUACAACUUUGCUGUCCUUAAACUCAUGGGCCGAGGCACCAAGUUCUGAUCGCCUGUAGAAACCUCCCUUUCUCUAAUAGCAAGGCUCUAACCACACAGCCUACAGUGCUGCGUCUCCCAUGUUAACUCUUUGCCUUUGCCACUGACUGGCCUUCUUACUUGAUGAGUGUAACAAGAAAGGAGAGUCUUGUGGUGAUUGAUGUCUCUCUGUGGACUCUCCACUCUUAUGUACCUCUUUUAGUCAUUUUGCUUCACAGCUGGUUCCUGCUAGAAAUGGGAAAUGCUUAAGAUGGUGACUCCCCAACUACAAGUCACAAAGAAAUGGAGGCUCUAAUUCAACUUUCAAGCAUCUCCUGAGGACCAGGGAGUGUUUUCUUCUCAAAGGGCACUUCCACUGAUGGAAACAAAGUGGAAAUAAAGAUGCUCAGGUAGAGAGAAGGAAUGUACCUGGCCCCAUUACCAUCUAUAGGGACCAAAUAUAUUCUCCUUGAUGUGCAAAACAGAGAACUCAUUCCUGUCUCCCUAUUACCACUGAAGAUAGAAGAAAAAAUAGAGAAUGCCAGUAAAACAAUAAGCGCAUUUGCCCAAAUCUACCUAUUGCAGCUGGGAGAAGGGGGUCAAAGCAAGGAUCUUUCACUCAUAGAAAGAGAGCACUGACCCCAAUGGUGAAGGACUAUUUAAGCCCUAACUCAGCCAACCUUACUUAUAGCAUAAGGGAGCGUAGUGUCUGUGUAGACAGAGGGGGUACCUGGCCUUACACUUCAUUAGAGAAAAGAAACAGGGUUUUGUCAACAUUUUCUCACCCCUUUCUCCUUGAGAACAGCUACUAUGACAACCCUGUGGUUUCCAAGGAGCUGAGAAUAGAGAAAAACUAACUCAGAUGAAAAAAGACCGGCUUAAGGAAUAGCAGUUGCUAGUGGUUAAUGGUGUAAACUGAGCCAGCCCUCUGGUAGACACAGGAUAGAUAACUCUUUGGAUAGCAUGUCUUUUUUCUGUUCAUUAGUUGUGUACUCUGGCCUCUGUCAUAUCUUCACAAUGGUGCUCUUCUCAUAGGGUAUUUUCCAUUCAGUCAUUGUAGGUAAUUUGAAGAUCUUGAUUUGUUUCAGAUCGAUUCACAUUUCACAUUUUUCAGUUUGUUUAUCACUUGGUUGGGGUUAUAUCAGAAAGGUCUGGAGAAUGAUUUUUUGAAUAUGAUUCUUUAACAAAUGAAAAUUGGACAUUAAACAUAACAAAUGAUAGGUAAAAUUGGCUAGUUCCAUACACCUACUGGAAUUUUCUAUAAAUUAUUCUGCCUUUUGCAGAAACAGAUUUGGUGAAUUUGAAUCUCAAUUUGAAUAACCUAUUAUUUUAAUCAUCAGCUGAUUGUUCUUUCUAGCUAGUUGGGGAUGAUUUGAUUUAGCAAUGUUACCUUGGCCUGUUAAAGAGUCAGAUUUAACAUACAUGUUAUUCUCUCCUGGUAUAGAUCACAUAAUUGAAUACUCCAGCUGUCAGCUAUUCAGUUGGCAAGCUUCCACAGAAAAGGAAAGGUGGAAAGAUUUUGAAACCUGAAUAGAUCCCAGGUUUCGGUCUUCUCUUUCUUGUUUAUGAACUUUGGGUUAAA
This is a messenger RNA of Miniopterus natalensis, 2420 nucleotides long. It is a transcript of the gene PLP1, whose product is annotated as proteolipid protein 1. NCBI's taxonomy places the organism in Eukaryota, Metazoa, Chordata, Mammalia, Chiroptera, Miniopteridae. Gene Ontology annotation, molecular function: structural constituent of myelin sheath. Gene Ontology annotation, cellular component: plasma membrane; myelin sheath. Gene Ontology annotation, biological process: central nervous system myelination; axon development. The record is from RefSeq and is a predicted model, not a curated record.